Molecule: messenger RNA, 519 nt
Organism: Ostreococcus tauri
Lineage: Eukaryota; Viridiplantae; Chlorophyta; Mamiellophyceae; Mamiellales; Bathycoccaceae
Product: unnamed product
Exons: 1
Coding region: 1-519 (172 amino acids)
Source: RefSeq, a predicted model, not a curated record
AUGAGCGUCUCCGCGAGCGCCAGUUGGCACGACGAGAAGCCGCGCCACGCGAAAGACCUCGCGCGUGAGCUCGAGAGAAUUCGAAAGCGCGCUGGUGUGCCCACUAUCGAGGAUGUCGAGGAAUUUUACGACGUCGGCAAGUUCGCGGGGUUGGGCGAGAGCGUUCUUUCGAAGGCGCAUCGACGCGCGGCGCCGACUUUCGUCCACGGCGAGCACUUCCGCAGAAUCGUCGCCAAGACGCAUCGGGACAUGUUCGGCGCCGCGAGCAAAUCCACGGCGAGCAAGGGGACGCUUGUGAAACCGUUUUCGCCUAUCCGACCACCGUUAAAGGAAGGGACAUCGCGGAGUGCGAAUUCAUCAGGCGAUUCAGACUCGGACGAAAACGAAGCGUCGAUGUCGCUCGGCGCUUUGACGGUUAUCUUCGUCGUCAUCAUCCUGACGUUUCUCGCGCUCUUAAUCGGCGGCAUCAUCGUCUGCGACGUGUGCGCUGAAAAUUUCCGAGCGGUCACGACGACGUGA